Molecule: messenger RNA, 5672 nt
Organism: Belonocnema kinseyi
Lineage: Eukaryota; Metazoa; Arthropoda; Insecta; Hymenoptera; Cynipidae
Gene: Grip163
Product: gamma-tubulin complex component 6
Exons: 15
Coding region: 257-4927 (1556 amino acids)
Biological process (GO): mitotic cell cycle; spindle assembly; meiotic cell cycle
Cellular component (GO): spindle pole; equatorial microtubule organizing center; centrosome
Molecular function (GO): gamma-tubulin binding; microtubule minus-end binding
Source: RefSeq, a predicted model, not a curated record
UCUCGCCAAAUGCGUUCAAUUGGGCUGCUCAAUACUUGCAGGCAAAUCAAUCACAACAUGCAAUUUUGAGCUUUAAGGAAUUUUUGAAUAUGGCGCGGUCUGCGGUGCAGCAUUAGUCAUCAGAGCAUGCGCACUUGAAAAUAGCAGAAGAAAAAAGAGCGAUGGAACGAGGAACACAAUCACAAUUUUUCUUAAAAAUAUGAUUUUGCACAAGUUACGCUUUUUUGAAAACCUUGAAAUAGUGAAAUAAAUAAAUAUGGGUUUCGAAAUGAAGAGCAAUGAUGUUUAUGGACUUAUAACCCAAUUGUGUGAGCGUUUAGUUGAAAAACAUUCUUCGGUAGAGGAAAAUCCGUAUUUACCACAAAAGCAUUUUUCUAAUAUUGUAAAAAAGCUGAGAGCAAAAGCGUUUGGAGUUUUGCUGAAUAAAUCCAAUCAUGCUUUGAAAAAUGACCGAGAAUAUGAUCCAAUCGUGGAACUUUUAAAAUUCAUCUUUGAACUCAAAGUCGACCUGGGUCGCUACUCACAUGCAAAAGAGUUAGAAAAUCUCGUCGAUGAACUCAUUGACAAUAAAGCCGACACAGAUGCUGUUAUUUCCUCAACAUUGGUGUUCCUAAAUGAAUUAAAAGAAACACAAUACGAGGACGAGAGAAAUUUGAACAUCUUUCAUUACGGAAAAGUAAAUCCUGACCUGCCUGAAAGCUUGCAAAAUGAAAACGAGUUUUCUACUUUCCAAGUCUAUCCCUUAGAAUCUUGCAAGUUGCCUGAAAAAUUCGAGGCAAUCUUGGAUGUUAAUCAUGAUAGUAUUAUUAGAGAUAGUGCCGCAGAUCCUGGAAGCAAACUUUUAUUCCUUAAUCAGUUUAUAUCAAGUACCGCUGUCGAUGUGCAAUCUGUAAGAAGCCAAAGUAGACCAGGGUCAGUGGGUUCUAGUCCAAGAUGUUUCAACGCCUUCUCUACAGUGACGGGAUUCGCAAUGGGCUCUUAUUUUCUGCCUCAAAUAAAAGAAGAUAGUAGAGAAAGCAGAGAAAACUUUUUCCCUGUCAUAGAAGGAAUAGUAACAGAGCCUGAAUCUCCCUGGCAAUAUUCUGAGCGACACACAGAUAUUGAAAGUGCUUCAGAAUUUUGGGAUGAUCAGACAUCAAAUCACUCUUCUCUCAAUGAAAACGAUUUAAAUAAUCUCGUUAUUUGGGAGGGUGUUCACGAGCUGCCACCAGUUGAAAAUGCUCGAACUUGGGAGACUCUGGGUGUGCGGGAAUCUAGAAAAGAACCUCCCUUUCUUUCAGAAUCAAAUGUAGCUGUUUUGCAUUUAGCUAAAUUGAAACAGGCUGGAAUAUUGCCAUUACUUUCUGAGCAGGUUCUUUCUUCCAUACCCUUGAUUAAUCAAGUUCCGACUAUCUCUUUUCUAAGGGAUGUAAAAUUGUUGCUUCUUGGCAUCGAGUCAAAUUCCUUCUACUACGAUUCUGUGGAGGGGUUCAAUUUGCAGAAGAAUUUGGCAAUUUGUGGUAUUAGUCCAGACUCGCUCGAGAAUAUAUGUUAUGAAAUUGUCCACUGGGGCAGCUGCUUCAGGGCCUUAACUAAUUUAGUUACGCCCGAUCCUCACACUGGAAAGUUACAAAUUGAAGGUCUAAUUUUUAAGGCAAUGUGCGACAGUUUGAAAGAAUUCCUACUAUACUACCAAACGGCGAUUCUGCAGAUUCCUGUGAAUGAGGAUGGAAAAAUGGGCCUUUUAAUGUUGCUGAACGCGGUGCGACCUUUAGGAUUUUUAAUAAUCGAAGUUGCUGAACUUUGUCAGUGCAACGGGUUGGAGAAAACUUCACUUGGCGAUGGAAUAGGAAUACUUACUCAUAUUUAUGAACAUGUUACUAAGGUUACCAAACCUAAUGUGGCCUUAAUAUUUUAUUCUAUACUCAAAUCCUGCUGUGAUGUUUAUUUUCGAUUCUUGAGAAAAUGGAUAUUCGAGGGAAUAUGCGAGGAUGUUUACGGGGAAUUUAUGAUUAGGGUAAAACCGCAUUAUCUGCGACUGAAAGAACGAAAAUUCUGGACAAGAGCCUUCACGAUUAACACUCAUUCUGUGCCAGGAUUUCUCAGGGGUCUCUCUGAAUCGAUUCUGCAGUGUGGAAAAACUGUGAGGCUACUGAAAAUUUGUGAUCCAAAGAAUGCUGUUUGUCAAGUAUCUGCGACGUGUCAACCACCUGUGAGAGUUUGUCUCAGUACGAACAUGUUACAGGAGCAACUGCAAUAUUGCAACGAAUACCAAGGAAAUGGAAAUGAAGCUUUAGGCUCGGUUGUCUCCUUGUCUACGGCGAUUGAGGAACAAAAGGCCGAGGAGAAAAGGCGAGCAGACCUUGUGAUUAUGGCUCAGCAAGGAACUCUUUUACGAAUAAGAAAGGAGAAGGAGGAAUCACUAAAGAAGACUGCAAAAGAGAAAUGCGAGUACUUGGAGAAUUUGAAGUCUCAGGCCGAAGAAGUGGCUUUGAGAAAAGUGCAGGCGAGAAAUGCGGAACUUUUGGCUGACAAAUUGUUUAUGGAGAAUAUAACGCGAGAGGAGGAGGUAGCUAAGAAUCUUGAAAAGGAAGAAAAAGCUAAGACUUUGAAAUACUAUAAUGAGUUGGCGGCAGAAGCUAAAAGGCAUCGAGCUCGAACCGAUUGGCGACUGCGAAGGAUGAAUUUAUUUGAUGAAAGAGUCGACAUGAUACUAAGCGCAAAAAAAGAAGUUUGGUCUUCGAUUGACGAACUUAACAUUAUUCCUUCCCCUGUCAGCGUCGACGAGGAAACUCCCAAGAGUCCUGAAGUUGUUGAGAAUGCUGAGAGUGUUUCAAAUGUCACAAAUAUGGAAAAGCCACACCCCGUAAUUGAUGCCUCAAAUAAAAAUGAAUCAGAGGUACAAAAUGAAACGCACAAAGAUGAAAAUAGUAACCCUGCAAAACAGGAAUUCAGAGCCCUCUCUCAAGCUUCGUCAAAGAAUCUUCAUCAAAAAGCGAAUCUGAAAUCAGAGAGGAAUAAAGAAUCACAAGAUAAAACGAAAGCAGUUCGUCCGACAGUUCUUGAUGUAAAAUCAAAAACUCAAGUCCCAGCCAUCAAGGAAAGAAAGAGUGAAGAAAUUCUCCCUUCCCGAACAAUUUCCCGCACAAAACCCACCUUAACUUCCGAUCUCGUCCAAUCUAGUAGAGAAUUUUUGAGCGAAAUCGGUGAAUCUGAAACUACAAAGAGAUACUUAGAUUUAAGAGAAGUCGCGUUGGCCGAAGCUCAGAGGAAUAAAAUGCGUGUCAUGCAGCACGAGUACGGAUUGAUAACUCCGAACAAUAACGAGUCGGCGAUUCAUUUCUCGGAUAUGGAGACUCGUAACGCAAAUUUUAUUCCCUCUCUCACCGAGAUUCAAAUUAAUCGCUUGAGAAAUACGCAACACCAGGUUGGCAAUUGGGAUCCCAUGGAAAUAAAGAGCUACGAAACUCCAGGUGAAAAUAUGACUGAGGCGCAGAGAAAUAAAUUGAGAAAUACAGCUCACAGGACGGAACAAGGAAAUUUCGAUAAGCCGAAGAAGACGGUGACUUUGACGGGCGAGGAACACGUUAUUGAGGAAAUGAAGGACAGUAAUGUGGAAAUACAAUCUCUAGGUCUCCAGACUCCGAUGUCUUGUGCAACGGAUUAUUUCACUUCUUCGAUGAACAGCAGCUCAAUACAAAUGCAAAGCUGUGAAAAUACUCCUUAUUCGGAAAUCAGCAGCGAUAUGCAAAUUCCAGCAGCCGCCGAUGAAAAUGUCGAUUCGAAAUCGAUUUUGGAAUCGAGAUUGAAUUAUCUUCAGGGGAAAAUUGAGCAUCCCGAUUUUGUUGGAUUCAGUAGAAAUGCGACAACGCCGACCUUUGAAUCGUCGUUGACGGUUGUUGAUGUGGAAAUGCUGGAUACGACAUCGUUGGCAGUUUAUCUUGAAAAAUCGGUUAUGGUGCCACUGAGAGUUCAAUGCAAACUUGUGAAUAAUGCAAUGAUUAAGUAUCUUCUCGAGGAACAUAAUAUUAUCUCGCAUCUGCACAGUCUGAGGGAUUAUUUCUUUUUGUUGAAUGGAGAAUUUGCGAGGAGCUUGAGCCAAUCUUUAUUCACGAGACUGUACGAGGUUUCCACACCGUUUGCACUUUUUAAUUCGGCGACUUUGAAAAGUAUUUUGGAUAGGGCGAUUGUCAAUUCGCUUAGUAGUAGUUACACGAAUUCGGAACUCUUGAGUCUUUCGGCAACUGGAUUGCCGAAUCAUUUGCAGGUGUCGAAUCCGGAAGCGCUAGAUUGUCUUUUAUUAAAUUACAAAAUGUCCUGGCCACUGAAUAUUAUUUUCGACGAAGUUGUAAUGCUUCAGUACACCAAAGUUUUUAAAUUCUUGCUGAUGGUCGGUCGCGUUUUGUGGGUUUUGGUUGAAGACUUUCAUAUUUUGAAGUCAGAAAGACAAGCUGCGACUUCAGAACAGUAUCACAAGAUUCAACUCUACAGACAUUCCAUGAUGCAAUUUAUAAAUGCUUUGCACACUUAUUUAACAUGCAGCGUUUUACAUGCGAGUUGGGCGGAAUUUGAGAAAGACUUAGGAGAUGCAACAACACUCGAUGAAGUCUACUUGAUUCACGUUAGCUACAUAAAGAAGAUUUUAUCAAGGUGCAUGUUGUACCAGAAGGAUCAGAAAAUGCGAGAAUGUUUACGCAAUAUUUUCACAGUGGUGCUAAAAUUCCACAACCAAAUUCGAUCUCGUAAAUGGGUUCGUGAUGCGACGGGCUACAUUCAUCCCAACUACGCCAAAGUCGAAGAUAUGUACAAAUCUUUCUGCAAAUUACGAACCUAUAUGGCUCGUGUUGCCAAUAAAUUGGCCAGUAGUGGAUAUCAACCACAUCUUACGCACUUUCUGCACGCGCUCAAUAUAAAUCCUCUUUACGACAUCAAUUCCAGCAAAGGUUAAAACAUAUUUUUCAUUAUUUUUGUGGCAAGAGAUUUUGGCUGUGUCAAAUGUAAUUUAGGUAAAGAGAGGGCAUUCGUAUAGAAAUCGAAUCCUAGAAUCUCAAUGUAAAAGCGGAAACAAUCCAUUCCAUGAUAGUUAUUUUUUGCGGAUAAAACAUUUAUAAAUUUUUACUUUUUCGUAGUCAAUGAAAAUGUAUUUUCAUACUGGAAUCAGUAUUUUAAUAUUUUGAUUUUUUUAAGUUUAGUUUUUUUGGUCAAUGUUUUUUUAGACAUGUUCUGGUUCUAAAUAGUAAUAUAAUUUAUGGCAUAUAAUAGAGGAAAAUAUUAUUCCAGAUUUUUCUAUGAGUUUUUGAAUUAAUAUUUUGUAUUAAAAGUCUUUUCUCUUCCAUUGGCAGUCGAUUCGACAUUAAUUUCUUAGGAAGAAAUGUAUGUAUUAAAAAGGUACCUAGGCUUUUUUAUAUAGUUAUUGACUCCUUUUUUUUAGAAAAAAGUUAAGUCAUGAUCCUGAUAAUUUCAUCUAUUUAUAAUUAGAUUCGUCUCAAAUUGUCAUCAUUGAACAAAUCGCUGCAUUAUCCAUCUCAUCUUCUACUUUUUAAGCUCGCUCUUUUAAUUUAAAGCGCAUUGUUCAUGUACAUAUAAUUAUUAAAAAAAGCGUUAAACUUAAAAAUUUAAAUUUAAUUUGAAUCAGUGAAGAACUCUGGCUGUGUAAAAUAUGUAUUAUAGAAGAAUAAAAAAUGUGUAUUGCU